Arachis duranensis is the source of this 1075-nucleotide messenger RNA. Its product is annotated as BEL1-like homeodomain protein 3. The record is from RefSeq and is a predicted model, not a curated record. Gene Ontology annotation, molecular function: RNA polymerase II cis-regulatory region sequence-specific DNA binding; DNA-binding transcription factor activity, RNA polymerase II-specific. NCBI's taxonomy places the organism in Eukaryota, Viridiplantae, Streptophyta, Magnoliopsida, Fabales, Fabaceae. Gene Ontology annotation, biological process: regulation of transcription by RNA polymerase II.
CCGCAAGCAAUCAAGGAAGCAAACAAGUCAUGGGUGCGGUGUUAUUUUUUUAAUGAUUUAAAAAUGAAAAUAUAAUAAUGAUAUGUUUGGAUUGGUUGGUGCCGUUGUUCCAAUGAAAAGGAAGUAGUUGUGGCUCUUCGUUUCAAGUAUCUCUCUUGGGAUUGCCAUAUGUCUGCCCUUCCUCACACUAAGGUUUUUUGUUUUUGUUUUAAUUUUGUCUCCUCCAUUUCUUGUUUCUCCACAUCUCUUUCUCACUUAGGCUCUCUCCCCUUCUUUCCUUUAAUCUUCUUUCUUUACUGGUUAGUUUUCCGUUUUUCACUCUUAUUACUCCCUACCUUAGCUUCCUUGCACUGAGUACCCACCACUUUCUUUCAGUUGAGCAGUUCUCGAAAUCUAUAGAAAUGUAUCCCAACCAAGCAUUCUCUUCAGGAUCCUAUGCUGAGAUGUUGUCUGGGAAUCCUUUAUUGUCUCAUAACUACAACAAUAAUGGAUCCGUUGGAGCACCAAACAUGGUUGAUCCAGCAUGUAAUUCUUUUGUAGGAGGUGAACAAAAUGUACAUGGCCAAGGGUUAUCUCUUAGUCUAGGUACAUCUGUUUCUUCCUUUCAAUACCAGUAUGAUGGAACUACUGCUGCUGCUGAAUGCAUGGUAUCUUUAUCUUCUGGAGGCUUUCAUGAAAGUGCCAAAAGAGAGGGUUUGUACAAUUCCAAUAACUCUGAUCCAUGCAUUCAAGGAUCAUUCUCAAACGGUGUAUUGAACUCACACUAUCUUAAGGCAGCACAGGAGUUACUUGAUGAAAUAGUUGGUGUCCGAAAGGCUUUGUUGAAGCAACCUGGAAUGGAGAAACAAGAAAAGUUCAAUAAUGGCAUUGAUGGUGGCUCCAAGGAUUCUGAUGGAAAAUGUAACAGUCAAUCUCUGCAAAAUAAUGUCAAACCUCCUAAUGAAUUAUCAGCCGAAGAACGCCAGAGUUUAUUAGAAAAGAAGACAAAGCUUCUGACCUUGUUGGAUGAGGUGGAUAAGAAAUACAGACAGUACUGUCAUCAGAUGCAGAUUGUGGUGUCAUCUUUCGACAUGGU